This is a messenger RNA of Diorhabda sublineata, 7296 nucleotides long. Its product is annotated as zinc finger protein 182-like. The record is from RefSeq and is a predicted model, not a curated record. Gene Ontology annotation, biological process: regulation of transcription by RNA polymerase II. NCBI's taxonomy places the organism in Eukaryota, Metazoa, Arthropoda, Insecta, Coleoptera, Chrysomelidae. Gene Ontology annotation, molecular function: DNA-binding transcription factor activity, RNA polymerase II-specific; chromatin insulator sequence binding; RNA polymerase II cis-regulatory region sequence-specific DNA binding. Gene Ontology annotation, cellular component: chromosome. Bases 99 to 803 code for a protein of 234 amino acids. The transcript is spliced from 3 exons.
GUCAACUGUCAUUAGUGUCAAAACAACUUUUAAAUGCACAACAAAACUAAAAAUAAAUCUAUAAAUAUUUCUUACAUGAAUAAAUCACAGGUAUAAACAUGUAUAGACCUGAAUUCUUUUGUCACAGUAUUUUUACCGACAUGAGAAAUCAGCAUGAGCCAGAGCGCUGUUCGUUAAUUCCGAUUCAGAUAUCUGAUGAUAGUUUUCAAGAAGACACUAAACCAAUAAUUCAUGAUCUGGAUAGUGAAGCUUCGAAUGAAUACAAAAAAUUAAAGCAACAGAAAUGUAAUGUAUGUGAUAAAGUUUUAUCUUCGGCCUCAAGCUACUAUGUGCAUAUGAAAAAACAUUCUAAUAAUAAACCAUAUCAAUGUACCCACUGCGAUGCUUCAUUUUGCAGAAAACCGUAUUUAGAGGUUCACAUGCGAACACAUACCGGGGAAAAACCAUUUGAAUGUGAUGUAUGUCAAAAACGCUUCACCCAAAAAUCUAGUCUAAAUACUCACAAAAGAAGUCAUACUGGCGUCCGACCAUUCUCAUGUGAUAUUUGUUUCAAACGAUUUUCAGUUAAAUCAUAUUUAGAAGCCCACAAGUGGAGUCAUGCGGCAUCUAAUGGUAUAGCUUGUAAUAUCUGCCACACAACUUUCAACAAUAAAAGUCAUUAUAUGUUACAUAUGCAAACACAUAACUCAUCGGUGUUCAGUUGUGAUAUUUGUCGUAAAAUUUUUGCAAAAGAACCGUUUUUGAUUAGACAUAAAAGUAGGAUGCACAACAAUAAAAUAAUAAAUGACAUUUCAACCGGCUAGGUAUUACUUUAUAAUGUAGAUAAACAAAUUGUGUGUGUGUUGUGUAUUAUACAUAUAUUUAUGAGAAUUUUAGAAUUGAUUUUCAUAUUCAACCGAAUAACUUAAGCUCGACAAUUUAGCAGUUUCUAGUAAAUCUUAGAGAAUAUAAUUUAUUCCAGUUACUUUAUUUUUACAUUGGUCAUAAUAAAUAUGAAAAAUACAAACAAUUACUUAAAUGAUGGAAUUGUAUUUGGGAAAAAUGAGAAAACGAACUAGUACUGAAACUAAAAAUUGUGGAUGGUGAAUAAACAAGUCUCUUUUCAGCUCGAUUCCACAAAUUUGAUAUUGUUUUUUAAUCAUGAAUUUAGCCGUGUGUGAGUGAUUCGAUAAGAGCCGAAGCUCUCAUAAUUUUGAAUUUAGAAAUGAGUUGUACUGAUUUCUUGUCUAAUUUUAAACAAGAUGAGGGCUUGAUUAAUUCUGUGUGUGUGGGAUUUCUGUUACCGGCAGUUUGCAACCCUGAUCAGAAGCCACCAUGUGGAAUUUUUAAAACUGUCUAAAGACUUUUGAAAACAAACUAUUCUUGAUUGAACUAACUUUCUUUCACUCCUUAUAAAAAGAACUAGAGCCAUUCAUCAAAAGUGGUUGCUUCCUAACUUUAUUUCUUUAAGAAGACCUGAUAUCCAUUCCAAUUAACUUAAUGAGGCGGUUCGUUGCAGGUGAAAUUCUUCAAAGCUUUCCUAUGUAUGAAAUAGACGUUUUCAAAAAGGAUACCAAUGGUCUAUCUGGCAACCUCAAAAGAGUGCAAGAUAUCGAUUUAGAGUAGACCGCAAAAACGAUUUUGGAAAAAUGCAUUCAGUCAAAGAUCUUUCGCAAGGAUUGUAGAAAUUCUUUGAUGUAUAUGGUUUGCAAACUUUUGGGAAAAUGCCCGUUAGCAUUCUAAUUAACUAAAGCAAUAAGUUUCCUGAAUCCCAAUAAGACUAGCAAUAAUCUAGAACAAUCCACGCAACUCAUGUCUGAAGCAGUUGAUAUUUUGUUUACUGCCAACAGAUGUAACGCCACUACGUUAGAAGAAGUAGACGGGGCAUUUAGAGAUAUAAGAUCCCUCUAAAUAAGAUGGAAAACUAUUCCAUACAUGAUAGAGUAGAUGAUUUUUGGAUGGAAAUUAUCUAAUAGUUUAAAAAAGGUGACGCUAUUUCUUCAAAUAAUUUCUCAUGACAUUGCGAAAGCAAGGAGAGGAUUUUCUGUCAAUAAGAAGAAUUUGAUUGAAAAUUUGAAAGGAUAUUCACUUAUAGACCAAAGAUUGGUGUACGAUUAUCUACAAAAAAUCGGUGGACAAAAAAAUGUAGAUAUUCCAAAAUCUAUUAUACUCUCUAUGAGGAAUGGUUGUAGCACAAAAAGACAAAAAAUCACAAGAUUUUCUAGAAACUGAGAAAAGAAAACUAGAAAAACUAAAAAACUGGAAACAAAAAGAAAAAAUGCUUAAAGACUUUCAAAAACAACUUGCAGUAGUGGAGCAAGAAUUACUUAAAUUAAAAAAUUACUUGUUUGUUUUAUUAUAAUUGUAUUUUCUAAAAUAAAUAUAGAAAAUAUUGAUAUAGAAAGUACAUAAGCAAAACCGUGUUUUAUAUUUUUUUAAUAAUGUCUAGUAAUGAUUGAAUCUUGGUCUAUUGACUUUUGCUAGGUUUCAAUAAAUAACUUUUAGGCCAAAUUUUAGCGUUUAUCAAAAUAUUUUUUAUUAUUGUCAACCCUGUUGUAGUAUGAUGCUGAAGGAUUCAACAAACACAAGAGUGAGAAAAAUGUCGUUUUUUAAUAAAUCAAACUGGACGUAGUCUUUCUAGAUGGACAUUCUCGCAAUCUCAGACGACUGUUUCCCUUGGUUCUGCGCAGAAUCGACAAGAGCUGUUGAAAUCUUCUCCGAUGUUCGUCACCAAACAGUGUCCAGUAAACAUACCAGUAACUCUUUUUAGCCCCUCUUAGUUUAAUGAAACAACUUUUUAGGUUCAGUUAGUUUAACAAACAAUUCUCUGCAAUUAACUUUGUUCUUUGCUAAUAUUUAUGUAUAUCCGUAGUUGAAUUGUGGGUAAUGUAUGGAUGCCUUAUAUUUCCGAAUGGGAAAUAAGCUUCUGAGCCCUUUGAAAUUAGCGAGCUUCGUAGGAUCCCAUUAUCAACAGUAGUCCGUAGCUGUGCUUGUUCAUAAUUGCCCAUGAAGCAUCAUUUGAAAGACAUGGCGUCCUUGACCAUUUCAAUGGGCAACUUACAUUGUUCUAAAGCGCUUAGAUGCCCAGCUAUGUCGUCAGCGCUUUACUGCUUCAUUUUCUACUAAUGCCUUUAAGUCUAAGAUGACUGGGUCUCAAUAUUUGAGUGAUCAAUUCGAUGUUUUGACUGUUCAAAAACGUUUUUGUUUGAACCAAUGUGUGAGAACUAAAAUUGUCUUCUGCGGUUGGUUUUCCUGAUUUUUUUCGAACAUUACAGAAUUGUAAUCCAUAGAAAAUGCCCUCCAUAAGAUACUUGUUCAACAAGUGAACUUUUGUGUCACUUUUGCCACUCAAUUAUUAACCAAGACUUUAAAAAAAUUACAGUUAAUUUAUUUCAUUGGUAUUUCGAUUAGUGUUUUUACAUUUUUAAUCCGUACUUUUUACCAACACAGUUUAUUCGUUCGAUCAUGUGCCGCAUAUUCUCAAUAGUGUCUGUUAUUAGAACUGAGUCGUCUGCGUUUCUAAUAUUGCUUACAUACACCCCGUUAACUUUCACUCCUCUAUCUUCACUUUAGAGUGCUUCAUUAAAGAUGGCCCCAGAGUAGAGAUUAAAUGAAAGUCGAAACAGGAUGCAUCCUUGUCUGAUCCCUCUGCUAGUUGCUGUUACCUGUUGUUAGUUUAUCAUUUCUUCGCACCUAAUUCCAUGUAAUUUUCUUGGGGUAAAUUACUUCAGUCGUUUCCCGUUGCCUUCUGAAGGGUUUGUAUAGUUUUUCUCCUCAAUUUAUAUAGAAUGAACUGUCCCUAUUUAAACUAUUUUUACAUUUAAGAACCUUAAAACUUUCAAAUGUAUUGAACAAUUUGUUUUUUAACAAAUUUACAUUAUUAUGAUUCCAUUCAUAUUGGAUCUUUGAACUGGACAUAACCAGACAUCUUAGUUAGCCCAACAUAAUUAUUGUCACAACAAUUAAUACAGCUAAUUUCAUAACAAACCACUUUUCCAAAUUCUAGUAAUAUAUUCUUGGAAUGGACCAAUAUAUUUUUUAAUGUAUUGUUAAUUUUGUAUUAUUAUGUAAAAAAUAUGUGCUAUUGAAAGUAAAUGUUGGAAAUGUUAUGUGAUAUUACAUCUAAAACCAGGAAAACAUAAUUGUGUGGCAGUACCAUAUCUUUAACAGUUCUGUUAAAAGUAAAGGAUUUUUUAAUGUGCUGUUGAUGAAGAUAUAAAAUUUUUGUCAAAGUAUCAGUUAACCCAAGACUAAGAUGUUCAAUUGGAGUAUUAAUUGAUGCUACAGUUAGUCUAGUUGCUAAAGUAGAUCCAUUGGUAAACAAGAUAAUUUAGCAGAAAUACCUUCCGUUCAUUUCUCUUGUUGUAAAUUUGCUUUUUGCCGUAUUUUUUUAACAAAUUAUUGAAUUUAAUAAUUAUUUUAAGAGCGUAGUAGUAAGCUAUUUAUGUAUACGUUGCUACUUAAAGUUUUGAAAUAGACAAAUAAAAACAAAUAUCUUAAAACUUAAGUAGCAACAUUCGCAUGAUGUAUUAUUGUCAAUCGUGAUCGAUCCACUACUGUACAAUUUUUUAACAACUAUAUGAAAUUUAGAAUCUGAUCGACACUUGUUAUUGUCUUGAGGGGUGUCAGUUGAACCAACAGUCGCUUUAAAAUACUUUUGAUAAUAAAUGUGAUAAUGUUUACUUAUGACAGCCAUCUUGUUGAGAAAAUACAGAUACAAAAAAUAAAUAAAUAAACUUGAAACAAUCAAUUACAAGAAAAUUAGAAUUUUCAGAAAGGGUUCAUGUAUACAGAAAUUUGCUAGAAUUUAACAUACUAUUUUAUAUGUAUGGUCAAAACAUUUUAUUCUCAUGUGGUGGGUGAUUUAUAGACUGAUAUAAUUGACCGAGUUGUCAGGGUUAAAUUGUAUUUUGAAAAACGCUGGAAUUUAGUCGAAAUAAUUUAAGAUUCGAAUACAUUUAAUAUUCUUUUUUCACGAUUAAAAAGAAUACCGUAUUCUCGAUACUAUGAAAACUUUUGUCAUUUUGAAGGUUGUUUUUUGAAUCUUAUCAUCACAACAUUUGGACCAAUCGACUUUUUGAUUGAUGCUUUAUGAUGUGGAUUCAUGUCAUUUUGGGUCAUUUGGCCAAUAUGAUCACAUUUUGGUUGAUUUUAAUUAUUUUUUUCUUAAUAAUGGCCAAAAUAUCUUUCGUUUUGGUUCAUCUACAGUUAUACAGGAAUGAAAUGCGAAAACAUGAGCUUCGGAAUUGUCAAAAAGCUCAAAUCCUAACUUUAGAUAUGUCAAUAAAUACAAAAAUAUCUGACUGUAUUUCUAAAUGAAUUUGUCAAUAUUUAAAAUACUUUUUUAUAAAUUUCAAUGUAACUGCUUGUUUUUCGUAUACUGACAUUUGGAAUGUGCCAAUUAAGAAUAAAAAAUUGUGUGGUCAAAACAUAUUUUAAUUUUAUAUUCAUGCAAUUGUCCCAGUUGUCAAUGUUAGAUUAUAUUUUGAGAAAAACACCGGAAUUCGGUCGAUAUUAUAUGAAUAUAUGGUUGUAUUCCCAUUAAAUCUAUAAAAUCUAUCGUUUGCUUAUUGAUUUUACAUAUUUCCCAUAUUCAUUCCUUCCGUUUACAGCAAAAAUUUAUGAUUCGUAGAUCCGUCUUCUCAUUGAGUUACUACUUCUUCUUAUGUCCUUCGAUUGUGAGACUUUGUACAAUAAUAUCUAGUUUUUCCUGUUCCAUAUUUUUAUAUUCUUCAUUUUUCUCUAUAUUACUAAUUUCAACGUUCAAUAAAAUUCCGAAGAUUGACGCAUUGCCGCUCUUACCAGAAGUUUUUCUUUGAACUAGUCCAACUUUCAAACUUCAUAUAUUUUAUAUCAUGAGCUUGAAAAUAUGUCAUUUUUUUAAAAUCUCUAUUUAGCUCGGUAUUAAGUAGUGUUUUAGAGUAUCGAGUAAUAACAAAGUUAGGCCAAUGAUAGUAAGCACUACUUCCGAUAAAGUUAUUUCACUGUAGGUGAUUAAAUAUUCAAAAUUUCAUUUUUGACGCUAUUUAAAAAUUGUAAUUCACAGAGUUAAUCUACAAAAUCACUCAUUUUUCUUGAUAUGCCACACGUUUGCAUCAUCUAUUCGACAAAAGCUUCUCUAUCCGCUUUUUGUAUAAUGGGGUUCUAUGUCAGAUACACUUUCUUACUUAUUUUUGAACUCUAGUUCUGCAUAACUCCUGUACAUUCGUCACUUGGUCAAUUUAUUAGAUUCUAAAAAGUAAUAUCUCCAUUCCCAACAUAUCAAUUCAAUUUUCUGUUUUUAAAGUUGUGUGGCCAAGAUUUCCUACGUUAUUUACAAUUAUCACUGUUUCAUUUAGAUAAGAUUUCUUAUGAUUUAUAUAUCUUGCCAUUUAUGUAAUUUUUUUCUAAAAGCGAUGUAAAUAGUUAGUCGAAUAUAAUCAAAAUAUUUUUCGUAGUCAAUGAAACAUAUAAAUAAGUUUUUCAAAAAUUUCUGUACUAAUUUCAAUUAUUUCAGUGCUUCUCUAGUACUAGUCUCUUCUGCCCUUAUUAUUCAUCGAAUAUUUGAUGUAUGACAUUUAAGAUUUCAAAGACAUUAAUCAUGGGCCGAUUAUUCUGGAACAUUCAGACAGAUCUAUGAAAGUGGACGUUAGCUAGUCUAUAGAACUAUACAGUCUUUUUUUGAUUGACCAAGGUUGCUGCUGAUAUGUUAUUUCUUCCAGGUGUUUGAUCAGAUAAUUUUUCAGGGCAUUCUUUCCAAAGUUAUGUUCGAUAUUUUCUAUAGUUUUUUAUGGAAUUUGUUGUAUGUAAUUCCCCUGCUUCCUGAUAUCGUUCUUGGCGUUAACGUAAUCCAACCUUUCACUCCUUGUACAGACUGAAUGACAAAUAACAUUUAAACUAGUUAUGUCAAGCUGGGAACAUGAAGAAUUCCUUUGAGUAUGCUUUUUAUAUUUUCACUAAUCGGCAAUAUUCUGGAUUGAAUUAUGACUAUUCAAUUUUUAUAUCGCCAAAUUAAGUCAAUGGAUAAACAGGACAGUGCAAAUUAUUAAACAGAACGGAUUAAAAAAUAUUUGUACUUAACGAAGUUAUGAAUAAUUCAAGAUUAUUGCUGAGUAUAAUUACAGUUUGGUAAUAUUUUUUUAGGAGCACCAUUAUCUUUUGUAUCUGAAAUGAGUUUAUUUUAAUCACUUUUUUUAUAAUGAUACAUUAGAAUUUGUGAGUUUAUUAGAGGUAUUUUAUUUUCAUUCCUUUCGAUGAAAUCAAAACUGUACUGUUUUUUAAUACAUCAAACAUUUGUAUAUAUAUAGUGCUAAAAUAAAAUACUACUUAGCUAUUAAA